Phycodurus eques (leafy seadragon) is the source of this 7037-nucleotide messenger RNA. It is a transcript of the gene kcp, whose product is annotated as kielin cysteine rich BMP regulator. Bases 160 to 6501 code for a protein of 2113 amino acids. NCBI's taxonomy places the organism in Eukaryota, Metazoa, Chordata, Actinopteri, Syngnathiformes, Syngnathidae. The transcript has 46 exons. The record is from RefSeq and is a predicted model, not a curated record. Gene Ontology annotation, molecular function: protein binding.
AGUGACGGCCAACAAAACGAAGGAAAAACAAGAGAGGAAGACGUAGGGGGAAAAAAAGAACUGGGAAAGCGCAAAGACUUCCAGCUCACCUUGCAACUCUUCUUACAAGCAGAAGAAGAAUGAGGACAGGGGACGUGUAGUGGAGCAGUGAAAAAAAAAAUGGAGAUGGUCAUAGUGUUGUUUUUGUUGGACAUACAAUGGAUGGUGACAAUGUCUGUACAAGGACUGUCUGCUCCAUAUCAAGACAACAUGGUUGACCUGCUCUCAGCUCUAAACAUAUCCCACCCAAAGAGCGGUGUGUCCAGACUGCACAGUCCCACGGGCGCCGUGUACAGAAUCCGUCCUCGAGCGCCUCACCUGACGCUCCCCACUGAAUAUUCCCGAAUCCUGCGCUCCGACUUCCAGGGAAGCAUGGGGCUGCAUUUGGUGGGCCAGCAGCUGCAGGGCACCAACAUCACCCUUUUGUCUCUCGCCGCCUCGUCGUUGACCACACUUCUCCAGCUCACCUCCUCCACCCCGGACGACGUAUUGCGUGUGGACUACCAAGCGGGAGGGGGAAUCCGGGGCCUUCUUUUACCCGGGACGAACCCCUUCUCGUCGGGGGAAUGGGUGCAGUUGGCCAUCAGCCUGGAGCCAGACAGGCUCGUAUAUUUUGUGGACUGUCAAGAACUCCAAGUCGUCCUCGUAAAACCGGAGGAGAAGUUCGAGCUGGAACUCCCGCAAGAUGUUGUUGUCACCCUGGGAAGCACACCAGGGAGAAAAGACAGCAAAUUUAGUGGUCAUUUCAAGAAAGCAGAAAUCUCAAUGAAGGCCUAUCAGAGACGUCCUUGGCACUGUGACAAUGUGACAGAUGCUCUGCCGGCAUCCACUCACUUGCACAGUACGGAUUCACACAAUGCCAGUGGCCCAGUGCUGCAACAGGGGGCUUCUUCCGCCACCGCUAAAGCUAAUAGAAAGCACAGGACGCCGGUCCAGAGUGGUCUUUCUCCACCACACAGCACCCAGAGUGAGCAGCUGCAAAGGAGAGUUGUCCUGGGGCCACCAGGACUCCCUCAAGGGCGGAAGUCCGUUUCCCAGGUCCACCAGGAGGGCCUGAGCAGGCUGGAAAACAGGCUGGAGGACCUGGCUCGUAUGCUGGACGCUAUUCAAGCUCAGAACGAGGAUCUGCAGACACGAGUGCGCUACCUGGAGGGAUGCGAAUGUGUGCGGCGGUCAUGCAUGUGGGAAGGCGGCGAGGUGGAGGACGGCCGAAGCUGGCAGACCGACGUCAGCACCGUGUGCACGUGUACGUCCGGAACAGUCACGUGUCAAGCUAACAUCAGAGACUGUGAGCCACAAGACACGAGAGUUCAUAAUGUGUCCCACAGCGCCAACACCUGUGGGGGGGGUGAGAGGGAUUGUUCGGCCGUGCCCUGUCCCCCGCUUGACUGCACACAAAGGGAGAGUGGACCUGGAGACUGCUGCCAGCGAUGCAAAGGCUGCUUCCACGCCAGUGUGCGUUAUGACCACAACGUAAAAUGGAGGCCAGCCGAGAGUCCGUGUGAUGUCUGCCACUGUUUUGAGGGCGAUGUUCGCUGUGAGAGGGAGCCAUGUCCCCCGUUGCCCUGUACCAACCCCUCGCCUCCUCCACGCCACUCCUGCUGUCCAGUGUGCCAAGGCUGUGGUGUGAAUGGUCACCAUUUCCCAAAUGGAGCUGUGAUCCCUACAGGAGAUCGCUGUGAAGAAUGCUUAUGUGUGGAUGGAAAUGUUGCAUGUUUACCUCGACCGUGUCCUGCCCUGUUCUGUCAAAAUCCUGUGCAUCGUGCCGGAGACUGUUGUCCACGGUGUGAUCAGUGCGAGUAUGAGUCUCAAGUGCACCUGGAUGGACAGAAGUUUCCGUCCACAGAUGAUCCUUGCGUUGAGUGCCGUUGCUCUGCAGGUGAAGUGUCCUGUGAGCGCACGGAGGCGUCGUGUCCUGCACCACACUGCAGCCACCCAGCGAAACGCAAGGGAGAGUGUUGUCCAGCCUGCAAUGAGUGUGAGUUUGAAGGGAGGGUGUAUGCCGACGGAAAAGUGUUCAUCCCACCCGGAAGUGGACCGUGCUUGCAGUGCAGGUGUAGGAGCGGAAACGUAGUUUGCCACGAAGAAAAGUGCCCUCCCGUGCAAUGCUCCGACCCCAUACGAGACCCACAUCGGUGCUGUCCCGUCUGUAAAGCAUGUGAGUUGGAUGGGUCCGAGUAUGAAGAUGGCACCAAGUGGCACCCCGAAUGUGUGGAUGGAGACCCCCAGUGCACCCGCAUCCAGUGCCCCCCCACCACAUGUCUGCAUCCCACUAAGACCCCUGGCUCCUGCUGCGCGGCGUGUGACAGCUGCACGUAUCAUCACCGUAUCUACGGCAACGGGCAGGCGUUCGGGACGCCCGAGCGGCCGUGCCACGUCUGCACCUGCCUGCACGGCACUGUGGAGUGUGAGAGAAGAACUUGUCCGGCACUCAACUGCAGCAACCCGUUCACAGAAGCUGGAGAGUGCUGCCCCAAAUGUCCAGAUUGCUCAUUUGAGAACCACGUGUUUGUGGACGGGCAAGCGUUCCCCAACCCGAUGAGCGCAUGCGAGGAGUGCAAGUGCGCGAGCGGGAGGAUCGACUGCCAGCUGGCUCAGUGUCCUCGGCCCCGCUGCAACGCACCACUGUUGGGGACGUGCUGCAGAAACAGCUGUAACGGAUGCAGCUAUGGCGGGAAGGAGCACCCCAACGGCCACCAGUUUGCACAUCCCACUGAUGCAUGCAGGACCUGCAGCUGCAUUAAUGGAAAUGUCCAAUGUCUUAUGAAGAGAUGUCCACCGCUGUCAUGCGCCAACCCGCACGUGUUGGCUGGAGACUGCUGCCCCAAGUGUCCUGCGCCCCCUUCGGACUGCGAGUCGGAGGUCCAAACGUACCGACACGGCGAGCGCUUCUACUCGCCGUCGGACCGUUGCCAGUUAUGCUCGUGCGCCAACGGUACGGUGAACUGUCAGAGGAAGCCGUGCCCCUUCGCCUCCUGUUCCCACCCCGUCACGCAAGACUGCUGCCGUACCUGCCAAGGCUGCCUGUAUGAAGGUCGUGAGCGAGCCAACGGGGAAAUGUGGGACGACGCCUCGGACCCGUGCGCUGCGUGCGUGUGCCACGAAGGGUCCGUAAGGUGUGAGAGGAAACCUUGCCCCCCCAGCAACUGUAAGCACCCUGUGCAGCGACACUGCUGCAUGUCCUGUAAAGGUUGCAUGUAUAACGGGAGCGAACACGCCGACGGCACUGAGUUUGCUGACGACAGAGACCCGUGUGCUGUGUGCUACUGCUAUGCGGGCGAGGUGGUCUGCACCAAGCUGCCGUGCUACGCUGAGUGCCGCCACCCGUACAACGCGCCGGGACAAUGCUGUGGAGAAUGUGAACGCUGUUUUUACAAUGGAGCAGUGCUCGCUCAUGGACAGUCCAUUCCUGAACCGGGGAAUCCUUGCUCGGAGUGCACCUGCCAGACUGGCAGUGUGCGCUGUGUCAAAAAGUCUUGUCCAGUGACGCUGUGCCCUCACCCUGUCACAAAUACGUGUGGAUGCCCUGUGUGUGACGGUUGCCACUUUCAAGGUGUGGAUUACGUCGACGGACAGACCCUGGCAGAAGGAGAAAGCAGCUGCCGGGAGUGCGCAUGCUCAAGGGGCGAGGUGGUUUGUACACAGAGAAAAUGUCCUGCCGUGUCCUGCUCUCAUCCGGCGCUGGACGGAUGCGCGUGCGGCGUGUGCGACGGGUGUAACUUUGAGGGACGGAACUGUUUCAACGGAGAACGAUUCCGGCAUCCAGCAGACCAUUGUCAGCUGUGCUCCUGCCUGAACGGCGGUGUGCUGUGUUCACACGUGUCCUGUCCAAGUGCCGCCUGCUUGCUUCCGGUGACCCCCCCGGGCGAGUGUUGCCCCGUCUGCACCGGGACAUGCCGACAUCACGGGAGGGAAUAUCAGUCGGGCUCAUCCUUCCCCUCGCCCUUGGACCCCUGCUCCUCCUGCUCCUGUCUGGAGGAGGUGGUGAACUGUAAGCGGAGACCUUGUCCCGUGCUGUGUUCCCACCCCGUCCCGUCCGACGGCUGCUGUCCCGUGUGCGACUCCUGCUUGUACGAGGGCGUGAUCCGCGCCCACGGCAUCACUUUCGCGCCCUCCUCCGAACCUUGCCAACGUUGCACCUGCGUCAGAGGCACGGUCACCUGCGUGCCCCUCGUGUGCCCGCCAGCGCCCUGCAGCCGAGCCGUCACUGUGCCGGGACGGUGCUGCCCUGAGUGCGCAGGAUGUAUGCUGGAUGGACAGGAGUACGGUGACGGACAGACGUGGACGCUGAUGUCAAACCACUGCUCUACGUGCACAUGUCAGGCUGGAGAGGUGCAGUGUUCCACUCCACAGUGUCCCGAGCUGGCUUGCAUGCAUCAGCUGACCGAGCCGACCGCCUGCUGUCCUCGCUGCAGAGGUUGUAUGUACGACGGAGGCGAGUAUGCGGAGGGAAGCAGCUGGUUCGGCGACUCGUCCCACUGCCGCAGCUGCAUGUGUGUGGACGGCGUGACGACCUGCUCUGAAAUCCACUGCCUCUCCCCGUGCAGCAACUUCAUCAAAGUGCCAGGACAGUGCUGCCCCGUGUGCGCCGACUGUGUGUUUGAGGGCAGGGUGUAUGGCCCAGGAGACAGCUUCCAUCCGGCUGGAGACCCCUGCCAGGUCUGCACUUGUGAGGUGAUGCCAGACGGAGAGCAGCACCUGCGAUGUUACCGUAAACAGUGUCCCAGUCUGGUGGACUGUCCCAAGAACAACAUCUUGUUCUCCGGACCCGACGCCUGCUGUCCUGUCUGUGCACAGCCUCUCAGUAACUGCACUCCUAUGCUGAUUGGCAAUGAGGUGCUGGCUACAGACAACCCCUGUUUCACCUGCCAGUGCAGGGAUCUAACAUGGACGUGCCUGCAUCGAGGCUGCCUCCCCCUCACUUGUCCUCCCAGUGAGCAGUUCACCCCUCCAGACUCAUGCUGCCCUGUGUGCAAAGAAUGUGUGAUCGAGGGUCAGAACCGACGCGUGGCGAGCGGCAGCAGUUGGACGGACAGCGACGACAACUGUGUCACUUGCACCUGCAAUUUGGGCUACAUUGAGUGCAUCAUUGAGGAUUGUUCAUCCGCACCUUGUCCCGAUGGUCAGAAACAAGUGAAGUUACCAGGGAAAUGCUGCCAUGAAUGUCAAGGUAACACAACCAGCCAGCUGCUGAGUGUGUUGACAAAGAUUCUAUUAUAUGUAACUGUGUGUGUGUGUGUUGUAGACUGGGGCGUGUCGUGUGUGCACCAGGGCACGGUGUACCUGUCCAACGAGCAGUGGCAGGUGGACGAAUGCACCGGCUGCACGUGUAUGUCUGGAGACGUGCACUGUCACAGUGAACGCUGCCCUCCCCUUACUUGCAAUACGGAUGAGAUGCUGUCAGUGGUGCCAGGCUUGUGCUGCCCUCACUGCCUCCCCCGGCCGGCCACGUGCAUCGCGUUCGGCGACCCUCACUACCGCACCUUUGACGGGCGCAUGCUCCACUUUCAGGGAGCCUGCACCUACGUCCUGGCGCAGGACUGCAAGGGCGGAGACUUCAGCAUCCACGCCACGAACGAGGACCGCGGUCGUCAAGGUGUGUCGUGGACCAAAGAGGUGACUGUCUUCAUUGGUGAUGUCACCGUGUGGCUGCUGCAGGAUUGGCUCGUAAAGGUAGACGACGAGACGGUGACGUUGCCGUUCCUCAAGGAACCGUACAUCUACGUGGAACGGAAGGCCAACAGCAUCCUGCUCAACACCAAUAUCGGCCUCAAGGUGCUGUGGAACGGCCGUUCCCACCUGGAGGUCAGCGUUCCAGGCUCCUACAAGGGACACACCUGCGGCCUCUGUGGAAACUUCAACAACUACCACCAGGAUGACCUGCGCAUGCCCAGCGGACAGAUAAGCCUGUCGGAAGCGGACUUCGGCAACAGCUGGAGGGUGACAAACGGAAGUCGCUCCCUCGCUUCUUGCCGCCCGGGCGAGGACGUGGACCCCUGCAAGCAGGCGGGCUACCACGCCCGCAAAAGCGCCAACGCUCGCUGCAAGGAACUCAAGUCGCCCGCGUUCAGGCCGUGCCACCGCGUGGUGCCUCCCGAGGCCUGGUACGCGGCCUGCGUGUACGACCUGUGCGCUUGCGGGGCCAACACUGACGAGUGUCUGUGCGACGUGCUGGAGGCCUACGCCGGACAGUGUCGGGAGGCCGGGGUGGUCCUGCAGUGGAGGGGACCCUCGCUGUGCGCGGUGGGCUGCCCGGCGGAGAGGGGCUUCGUGUUCGACGAGUGCGGCCCGCCGUGCCCCGUCACCUGCUUCAACGCGGCCGUCCCGCUGGGGCUGAUCGAGAGCCACUGUUUCAAGCCCUGCGUGCCCGGCUGCCAGUGCCCCGCCGGCCUGGUGCUGCACAACAACCGUUGCGUCCAUCCCAGCAAGUGCCCCAAGAUCAUCCACGGCAACCAGUCGUGACACUUUCAGUCAGACGACAAAAGGCUGCAGUCGACAUCCUUGAAGCGAUCCAUUUUCUAAAGCUCUUAUCCUCACUAGGCUCUCUUUGCAGACUUCUGGCCGAGAGGCAGGGUACGCCCUGGACUGGUGGCCAGCCAAUCGCAGGGCGCAUAGAGACAAACAAGCAUUUCCACCUCAUGACGAUUUAGAGUCAUGCACGUUUUGGGGAUGUGCGAGGAAGCCGCAGCAUCCAGAACCUCCACUGCAAAGUAGUAACAGGGAGGCCGGAGCCGAAAUGUAAACCCCGAACCUCAGAACGGUGAGGCAGACGCACCAACCGCUACUUCAUCGUGCUGCCCGCUUUCGACCGAGUGACUGAAUAUGCAGUGCCGUUUAUAGACCACAAGGUGUAAUACUUUAACUUGAACGUUCACUUUGUUUUUGUUUUUUAACACACAUUUCUAAAAUAUGGUGUUUAUAUACUGUGUUCCAAAUGGACAUACGUGUUCUUCAAGCACAUUAUCUCAGGUUGUUGUUUUUUGGUUGUUGUUCAAUGA